AAAAUCUGUACUUUGUGCAAUUAAAUUUUUUCUACAUAUAAGAAAACUAUGAUCAAAAAAUAGCUAAUUAAUUUUUGAAAAAUAAAAGUUGGCUUUACUGUUCUAUAUGUAUUAUCAGAGGGAGAGGAUUUUACAGAAAUAUCGUUUAAUUAAGCACAAAUGAAUGAAUGACAUUGAUAUAAGAGCAAAAUUUAAAAAUGAACAAGGAUAUUGUCACCUAUGAUCGUGGUUAUACCACCAAUCGAUCUUUCGUCAAGCUUACUCGUUAUGAAGCAAUAGGGUUUGUAUAUAUUUUUCCCGUAAUUUUGAUUCUCGGACUUAUAAAAAAUUAUAUUUUAUGUCACGCCUUCAAAAGAGUCCGGAUAAGAUCUAACUUAGGACGUUUGUUAAAAAUCUUAUUAAUAUCGGAUAUCAUUCUAUGGAUCCUCCUCCUUUUUUAUCCACUUAUAAGCAGUAUCGGUUCUUAUUCUAACGUUUAUUAUUCUGCCUCUCAACCUUGGAACUCCUUUAUUCUCUACUUUCUGCAACCGGCUCUCAAUAUUUUUUUCAUACUUAACAUACAUUUGGUGACCCUUAUGGCGGCUAAUCAAUAUCUGAUGUAUGCAUUUCCAAGGAUGCACAUGGUAUGGAGACGUAAAAAGUAUAUACUGAAGUACGUGCUCAUAAUUGAUUUCUUCAUCAUAGCCUCCUUGGAGUACACUAUGCUAAAGUGGCUGGAAGUUACUCGAUAUCAACAAACCAGCCAUAACUUUUAUGACAAAAAACCCCGUGACAUAUAUUAUACAGACGUGGUAGCCAAUCCCUCUGAUAAUUACAUAUCUUACAAGGUUUCUAACAACCUUAUCCUCGUCAUAGCUCCGCUCAUAUUUCUCAUCUUUUUGAGUUUUUCCAAUCUACGGUUUUAUCUGCAGAACAAAUGGCUCGAGACUGUGACAAACGGUAAAAAGGUGUCUCCUAAAUUGGGGACACAUCAUCACACCGACAACCAACCACACAUUAACCUACGUAAUAAUGCUGAUAAUGAACAUGACAUUCAAACGACAGCUACUACUUCUUCAUGCGUUGAUAAUUCAGGAGCCAUCAGAGAUAAGACACCUGAAAAGUUGGAUAGAUCAUCGCCUGUUAGGGUAGGGGAAAGUGACGAGAACAUACAGAUGAGUCGUCAGGACGUUAAAGCCAUUAAUGCUUCUAAACACGAAGAAAAACUUUUGAGCAUAUUAAUCAUAAUACUGUCGUUCCAGUAUUUGGUAUGCAACAUUCCCAUAGCUGUCAUACAAAUACUUUAUCCUGUGUAUGAAUGCUACCCUGGUCUAUGCAGAUUCAGGUUCUAUGUACUCAUAGCCAGCAUGUUACAAUACUUGAAUCCCAACAUCGAUUUCUACAUAUUUUAUGGAUUGAAGAGUCUAAGACGAGCUGUGGGAAACUUAUGGACGUCUACGAAAAGAAAAAAGCAAAGGAAAGCUGGUGAUGAUAAGGAAAAUCACUUUGAUUCAUCGUCAACACUUGAUGAGGCAGAUGGUGUUAAAACUUCGAAAAAUUUAAAAAAUCGAGAUGUCAGAGUGCCUGCACUGAAAGAGACUGAUACCGACAAUGCCUCUGAUUGAUCGAUGAAAGGUUUGAUUAUACCACCUUUUAGUAAACAUUAUGUUUUUAAAUGUACAUAUGAUUUUUUGAAAUGUUUAUAUAAAUAUUUUUAUUUGAAGAGUAAAUCGCAUAUUUUUAAUCUUAUCAUUUCAUAUCUUAUAUUAUGUUUCUUUGAAAAUUUUAAUUUCGAAUAAUCAAAAAUAUUAAUUGAUAUUAAUAUAAUUUUAGUAUGUAUUAAUAUCUUAAUUGCCUAUCCUAAACACUUUCAAUUUUUUUAUAUUAUAAACAAGCAUGUCGUAUUUAUUCGCAUGUUUAAUAUCAUAUUUGAUUAAAUAAGUUUAGUUGUCAUGUUAAAUUAUAGUGGUUAAGUCCAAACAAUUUUGUAAAUAUUA
Gordionus sp. m RMFG-2023 is the source of this 1976-nucleotide messenger RNA. RefSeq lists its product as uncharacterized. Gene Ontology annotation, cellular component: membrane. The coding region runs from base 198 to 1604 and encodes 468 amino acids. The transcript has 2 exons. The record is from RefSeq and is a predicted model, not a curated record. NCBI's taxonomy places the organism in Eukaryota, Metazoa, Nematomorpha, Gordioida, Chordodea, Parachordodidae.